AUGUCAUCACAAACGUUCUUCCUCGUUGGUGAUGAGCCAUCAACUGCCCGCGGCAUCGUUGUCGAUCCCAAGUGGAAGCUUGAGGAGCUCAAGAGGGCUGUUGGUCUUGCCCACCAUAUUGCUGUGCCUACCGGCAUCACCUUCCACUUUGACGCCGAUGACGAACAAGAGCUCAAGACCGUCGAGGACGUUCUCAGGGCUUCUGGUCCUGUCGCCUGCAGAAUCGAUGGCAACCCUGUCCGCGACCCCCAGGGCCCCGAGGGUCUUCCCAUCGUCGGCUCCUACUAUGAAAUCUUCCCCGACCACUUGGGCAACCACUACAGACUGUUCCGCAAGUACGGCCAUGUCAUCAAGACCACCAACAUGGGCAGGACCAACUACCUGACCGACGACCCGGCCGUGGCGCUCGUGGCCCUCGCCGAAUCGGCCUACUUCACCAAGAAGAUCACCGAGGAGCACCCCCUCUUCGGCAUCAAGGACAACUCGGCCAUCUUCAUCGGCGACACCGAGACCGAGAACUGGCGUCUGGCCCACAAGUUCCUGCCGCCCGCCAUGGGUCCCAAGGCCGUCCGCCACUACACGCCUCUGAUGCAGGAGUGCGUGCGCGGCUCCUUCAAGAUCUUUGACGAGCUCGACAGCCGCGGCGAGUCCUGGAACGUGUAUCAGUACAUGGUCAAGCUGGCCUCGCAAACGGUCGGCAAGUUCGCCAUGGGUAUCGACUACCACCACUUUGACGCCGUCGACACGCCGGUGCACUCCCUCGUCACCAACAUCGUCAAGCUGCUGGCGCUCAACAAGAAGGUCACGGCUCGCGGCAGUUGGUACCAGCAGCUGCCCUUCGGCGACCCGGCUAGGCUGCGUGAGAUCCGCCAGAUCACGUACGGCCAGUUGGCCGAGACCGUCGAGUCCGCGCCCAAGUCGGGCAUCGAGAACCUCCCGCUCAACGAGGCCGCCACCAAGGCCUCGUGCGUGGCCGACUACCUGCUCAACGCCGUCGACGAAAAGGGCGAGCACUUCCCCAAGGGCCUGAUCCUGUCCAACAUGCUCGUCGUCACAGGCGCCGGCUACACCACCACUUCCGCUCUCUUGUCGUGGUGCAUCUACUGCAUCGUCACCUACCCCAAGAUGCAAGACCGGCUGCUCCAAGAGCUCAUCGACCACGGCAUCACCAGCGAAACCGAAUGGGACCCAGACCUGGCCCACUCGCUCCCCUUCCUCGACGCCUUCCUCAAGGAAACCCAGCGGCUGCACAACGCCUCGUUCCAGCCCGGCCGCACCACCAAGACGGACGUCGUGCUCCCCGGCGGCUUCCGCCUGCCCGAGAACGUCAUCAUGAUCCCGGCGCUGUACGCCAUCCACACCAACCCGGAGCACUGGCACGACCCGUUCCGCUUCGACCCGGACCGCUGGGACACGGAGGAGGUCAAGAGCCGUCACCGCGGCGCCUACAUGCCCUUUGCCACGGGCCCGCGGUCGUGCAUUGGCUUCAACUUUGCGCUGCUGGAGAUCAAGGUCCUCUUGUCCGAGCUCGUGUACAGGUACAAGUUUGCGAGAGAAGGGUUUGAGGCCAUCGAGUAUGAUCCCGAGUUCCAGCUUAUCAGGCCGUUGAACUUGUACGUGACUGCCAAGAGGAGGACCGAGUGGCCUGCUAAGAGCAGCGCGUAA
Messenger RNA from Neurospora hispaniola, 1665 nucleotides. Its product is annotated as cytochrome P450. Gene Ontology annotation, molecular function: heme binding; oxidoreductase activity, acting on paired donors, with incorporation or reduction of molecular oxygen; iron ion binding. The record is from RefSeq and is a predicted model, not a curated record. NCBI's taxonomy places the organism in Eukaryota, Fungi, Ascomycota, Sordariomycetes, Sordariales, Sordariaceae. The transcript has 2 exons. Bases 1 to 1665 code for a protein of 554 amino acids.